AUUUAUUCUUGUCUACAAAGGCCAUUCGCUUCUUCUGAUUUGCAGAUGAGCCUAAGGUUUAUGAAGAAAGAUAUACAAAUGAAAACAUAGAGAGAGAGAGAUAACAUUAGUUAAUUAAAUAUUAAGUUUCUUAAUCAGCAAAGUCUCAUUCAUCUUCUAUUACAAUUAUCCAUCUUCUGUUUUGUUGUUCUUACAAGAAAUGUUAUAUUGUAGUUGCAGGUAAAGUUUGAACUCCGAGUUAUAGUUCCGCAACAUGGAGUUGACUUUGUGCUUCUUCUUGGUUAAAAGCUUGGAUCCAAUCUGAAGCAAGAACUAGAUUUUCUUGCGAAUUUGAUUAUUUCUCUUUCCGACAAGAUGUUCGAAGGUCGACCACGAGAUUCUUGUCUGGUUUCAACUCUCUUCACCAUGCCAACUCAUCAAGAAACCAAAUGGAGCUUCUCGAUUUCUACCAAACGCCCCUUUCUCAACGACGACGAGAGCCACGAGACCGAUCGUCGCCACCGCAAGAAGAUUCACAAGUUCUUGAAUCUCGACGGAGGAGGAGAUGGAGAGAACGGUUCUUCAGAUUCGGGUUCGUUAAUCCCGGGGAUGAACAAAGACGACUCAAUCAGCUGUUUGCUUCGCUGCUCUCGAGCCGAUUACUGCUCCAUUGCUUCGGUGAGCCGGAGCCUACGCGCUCUGAUCCGAAGCGGCGAGAUUUAUAGGCUCCGGAGGCUGCAAGGGACGCUCGAGCACUGGGUUUACUUCUCGUGCCAUCUCAACGAAUGGGAAGCGUUUGAUCCGAGGUCGAAACGGUGGAUGCGUUUGCCGAGUAUGCCGCAGAACGAGUGUUUCAGGUACGCGGACAAGGAGUCUCUCGCUGUCGGAACUGAUUUGCUUGUGUUCGGUUGGGAAGUGAGCUCUUACGUAAUCUAUCGAUACAGUCUUUUGACUAACUCUUGGUCUACCGGGAAGAGUAUGAACAUGCCUAGAUGCUUGUUUGGCUCCGCUAGCUGCGGCGAGAUCGCGGUUUUAGCCGGCGGUUGCGAUUCGAACGGUAGGAUUCUUGACACCGCGGAGAUGUAUAACUCCGAGGACCAGACUUGGUCGGUGUUGCCGGCGAUGAACAAGCGGAGGAAGAUGUGUUCGGGUGUGUUUAUGGAUGGGAAGUUUUAUGUGAUUGGUGGGAUUGGUGUUGGGGAAGGGAACGAGCCUAAGGUUCUGACUUGUGGUGAAGAGUUCGAUAUGAAGACGAGGGCGUGGAGAGAGAUUCCUGAUAUGUCGCCGCCGAGGUCGAACCAAGGGAAUGGGAUGUCUGCGGCUGCGAUGGCUCCGCCGCUUGUAGCGGUUGUGAAUGAUCAGCUUUACGCGGCUGAUCAUGCCGGUAUGGCGGUUAGGAGAUAUGAUAAGGAGAGUCGGGUUUGGGUUCAAGUUGGGAGUUUGCCUGACCAAGCGGGUUCGAUGAACGGUUGGGGCUUAGCGUUUAGAGCUUGUGGGGAUCAGGUUAUAGUGAUCGGUGGACCGAAGGCUCCUGGUGAAGGGUUCAUUGAGCUGAACUCAUGGGUUCCAAGUCAUGGUGCACCGCAGUGGCAUUUACUUGGCCAGAAACAGUCUGUUAAUUUCGUUUACAAUUGCGCCGUGAUGAGCUGUUGAAGAAGUGAAAAAAGAAUGUUGGUUUAGCAGUUGUUGAGAGGCCUAUUAGUUAUGAUUAAAAUAUGAAAUUUGAGGAGAUUGUUGUUCUGUUUCUUAUUGUUAAUGUGUAGUUUCAUGUUUCUUGCUGAGUUCUAUUGAUCUUACACUUCAAUGUAUGGUUCAUCUUUUCAUUUGUUACGGUUUUAGCUCUUA
This is a messenger RNA of Brassica oleracea var. oleracea, 1824 nucleotides long. RefSeq names its product F-box/kelch-repeat protein At1g26930. The record is from RefSeq and is a predicted model, not a curated record. NCBI's taxonomy places the organism in Eukaryota, Viridiplantae, Streptophyta, Magnoliopsida, Brassicales, Brassicaceae. The coding region runs from base 355 to 1632 and encodes 425 amino acids. The transcript has a single exon. Gene Ontology annotation, cellular component: nucleus. Gene Ontology annotation, molecular function: protein binding.